Aedes albopictus (Asian tiger mosquito) is the source of this 1764-nucleotide messenger RNA. RefSeq names its product UDP-glycosyltransferase UGT5. NCBI's taxonomy places the organism in Eukaryota, Metazoa, Arthropoda, Insecta, Diptera, Culicidae. Gene Ontology annotation, molecular function: UDP-glycosyltransferase activity. The transcript has 3 exons. Bases 158 to 1690 code for a protein of 510 amino acids. The record is from RefSeq and is a predicted model, not a curated record.
AUCGAAUACAAUCACUGAUGUAAAAUAAUCUCAGCCACCACCGAGGUACAAACCAUCUCCAUUUUACGGUACACACCACUUCAUAUAGCUUGACACCGGUACUCAAUCCUCAAUUGUAAAAUCGAUACCAUUGGGAACAGUACUGUUGGCUUACGAGAUGUAUUUUCUGUUUAGAAUAAUCUUCCUGCUCGGGGUGUUGCUUACGGUUACAUCUGGUUACCGAAUCCUCGGCAUUAACAUGAGUCCAAGCCGAUCACACGUCAUAGUGCAGGAGGCAUUGCUCAAGGAACUUGCUAGAAGAGGUCAUCAUGUCACAAUGGUCAGCCCGUAUCCGUUGCAGUCCCCAUUGGAUAAUUAUCGGCAUAUCACUAUUCCAAUGCCAGAUUGGAGCAAAGGUGCAAUGAAAAAUCUCAUGAGGGAUCAAUCGCAGUGGUCAAUGGUGAAAACUUUCCCGGAAAUGAAUCGCAUAGCUCUGGAGUCCGCGAACAACAGCAUCCAUCAUCCCGAAGUCCACAAGAUCAUCAAAGAAGAAAAAUUUGACCUCUUAGUUGUGGGGCUGAUGGCGGAUUUUCUACUCGGCGUAUCGAACUGGAUAGGGGCUCCCACCGUAGUUGUUAAUCCAAACGCGGCAAUGCCCCUAGUUAACGAAAUGGUAGGAAACCCAUAUCCCAUUGCAGCUGUUCCUAAUACUAUGCGAGGCAUGUUAAAUCCAAUGGGUUUCACCGGUAGAAUGCAGAACCUGUUAAUCUCAUUCCUAGAGGAUGCUUUCAAUUGGUAUAUGAAGCACACUUCGGAGCAGUUUUACGACUCCGUAUUCCCUCGUGGUCAGUUCCCAUCAUAUGACGAGGUUCGUCGAAACGUAUCACUCGUAUUGAUUAAUCAGCACUUCACGAAAACCUCGCCUCGCCCCUACGUUCAAGCAAUGGUAGAGGUCGGUGGACUGCAAAUCAAACAAACUCCAGAUCCUUUGCCGGAAGACCUUCGAAAGUGGACGGAUGAGGCAGAAAACGGUUUUAUCCUCUUCAGCUUGGGCACAAAUCUACUGAGUUCAACCAUACCGAAGGAAAAACUUGAUGCUUUGAUCAACACGUUCGCAAGAUUGAAGCAGCGAGUGAUUUGGAAGUGGGACGUUGAACACAUGCCAAACAAACCGGAGAACAUUCUUCUGAAAAAGUGGCUACCACAAGACGACCUUCUGGCGCACAAAAACUGUCGCCUGUUUGUAAUGCAUGGUGGUUUAGGCGGCGUAGCAGAAGCUCUGUUCCACGGUGUUCCUCUACUGGGUAUGCCAUUUUUCGGAGAUCAACAAGCCAACACUCUUGCAGUGGAAAAGGAAGGUUGGGCAGUAAUCGUUCAGUUCGCCGACCUAACGGAAGAAACAUUCUCUUCAGCAAUGGAUGUGAUUCUGACCAACUCAAGUUAUACUGAAAAAGCGAAGCAACUGUCGAGUUUGUACCGAGAUCGGCCACAGUCAGCCAUGGAUACUGCGGUGUUCUGGACAGAGUACGUUAUGCGACACAAAGGUGCACCACACAUGCGUUAUCCUGGAGUGGAUCUAAACUUCUUCCAGUUGCACAUGCUCGACUUGUUUGCAGUAAUUUUUGUAACUUUAUAUAUUGCCAUCAAAAUAGUUUCACUCGCGUUUAGGAGAAUUUGCCGCAGAAAGCAAUCGAAAUUGAAAGUACGAUGAUUAUGCCAGUGAAAAAACCCAAACAAAUCUCCAAAAUGAAUCAUAUCAAAGUAAAUAAACUAGUAUCUAAAGUG